GAUGGAGGAGAGAAGAUGGCGGAAGCGGAGUUUAAGGACCACGGCACAGCUAUGGAUGGUGAGCCAAGCUCUGGAACGUCCGUGUCAACAACAGCCAGCAGCACCACCACCACCACCAUCACCACAUCCUCCUCCCGAAUGCAGCAGCCACAGAUCUCUGUCUACAGUGGGUCAGACCGACAUGCUGUUCAGGUAAUUCAGCAGGCUUUGCAUCGACCCCCCAGCUCGGCGGCUCAGUACCUGCAGCAGAUGUAUGCAGCUCAGCAGCAGCACCUGAUGCUGCACACGGCUGCUCUGCAGCAGCAGCACCUAAGCAGCUCACAGCUCCAGAGCCUAGCGGCUGUCCAGGCAAGUUUGUCCAGUGGAAGACCAUCUACAUCCCCUACAGGCAGUGUUACACAACAGUCAAGUAUGUCCCAGACAUCUAUCCUCUCCGCUUCUCCUGCACCUGCUCAGCUGAUGAACCGCUCCCAGACUUCCAGUUCUACCAGCGGCAGUAUUACCCAGCAGACUAUGCUGCUAGGGAGCACCUCUCCUACCUUAACGGCCAGCCAAGCCCAGAUGUAUCUCCGAGCUCAAAUGCUGAUUUUCACACCUGCUACCACUGUGGCUGCUGUACAGUCUGACAUCCCUGUUGUCUCGUCGUCACCGUCACCUUCCUGUCAGUCUGCAGCUGCUCAGGUUCAGAAUUUAACAUUACGCAGCCAGAAGCUGGGUGUCUUAUCUAGCUCACAGAAUGGCUCACCAAAAAGCGCUGGUCAAACCCAGUCCUUGACAAUUUGCCAUAAUAAAACAACAGUGACCAGUUCUAAAAUCAGCCAACGAGACCCUUCUCCAGAGAGCAAGAAGGGAGGAAGCCCAGGUCUGGAAUCUCGGAGCACGGCCGUCACUCGGACAUCAAGCAUCCACCAGUUAAUAGCACCAGGUACCUUGGAAGUCCCAGGUCAAAGCCUGACCAUGCCCAGCCCUGAUGAGGACGCCUUUUCUCCUUGUCCCUUGUCUUUGUCCUCACAAGAACUUUCCUCUUCAUAUUCUCCAAUUCAGCCUCAUUCUCUAAUCAAACAUCAACAGAUUCCUCUUCAUUCACCACCUCCUAAAGUUUCCCAUCAUCAGCUGAUAUUACAACAGCAACAACAGCAAAUUCAGCCAAUCACCCUUCAGAGUCCAAGUCAAGAUCCACCCCCAUCCCAGCACUGUAUCCCACUCCCAAACCAUGGCCUUUCUCCGGCUCCCAGUAACGCCCAGUCACAGCAUUGCUCCCCAAUUCAGAGCCAUCCUCCGCCUUUAACUGUGUCUCCCAAUCACGCACAGUCCGCACAGCAGUCUGUAGUGGUGUCUCCUCCCCCACCUCAUUCCCCAAGUCAGUCUCCUACUAUAAUUAUCCAUCCACAAGCACUUAUCCAGCCACACCCUCUUGUGUCUUCAGCUCUUCAAACAGGGCCAAAUUUGCAGCAGGCUACUGCUGAGCAGGUACAGUCCACAGCACAGCUCAAUCUUCCAUCCCAUCUCCCACUUCCAGCAUCCCCUGUUGUCCACAUUGGCCCUGUCCAGCAGUCUGCCUUGGUGUCCCCUGGACAGCAGAUAGUGUCCCCAACAUCACACCAGCAGUAUUCAACCCUACAGUCCUCUCCAGUUCCCAUCGCAACCCCUCCACAGAUGUCGGCAUCUCCUCCAGCUCAGAUCCCACCACUGCCCUUGCAGUCUAUGCAGUCUUUACACGUGCAGCCUGAAAUUCUGUCCCAGGGCCAGGUUUUGGUGCAGAAUGCUUUGGUGUCAGAGGAGGAGCUGCCUGCCGCAGAAGCCUUGGUCCAGUUGCCAUUUCAGACUCUUCCUCCUCCACAGACUGUUGCGGUAAAUCUACAAGUACAGCCGCCAGCACCUGUUGACCCACCAGUGGGAAUGCAUUUGAACCAGUGUCAUCUGCACAAAGUUUUUUCUCUUAAGGUUUAUCAAGUAGAAGAUGUAUGUGAGGAAGAAAUGCCAGAGGAGUCCGAUGAGUGUGCAAGGAUGGACAGAACCCCCCCGCCCCCCACCUUGUCUCCAGCAGCUGUCACUGUGGGGAGGGGGGAGGACUUGACAUCCGAACAUCCUUUGUUAGAGCAAGUGGAGUUGCCUGCCGUAGCCUCAGUCAGUGCUUCCGUGAUCAAGUCUCCAUCAGACCCCACCCAUGCCUCUGCUCCUGCACCUCCACUCUUAAUCCCUGCGGCCUCCACGAGGAGCAGCAGCACUUCUCUGGCCAGCAGUGCUCCCAGCCUGGAAAACAAGCCUCCACAGGCUAUUGUGAAACCACAGAUUUUGACCCACGUUAUAGAAGGCUUUGUGAUUCAGGAGGGACUGGAGCCGUUUCCUGUGAGUCGAUCAUCGUUGCUGAUAGAACAGCCUGUGAAAAAGAGGCCUCUCUUGGAUAAUCAGGUGGUAAACCCCGUGUGUGUGCAGCCAGAGUUACAGAAUAACACAAAGCAUGCGGAUAACUCAUCCGACACAGAGAUGGAGGACGUGAUUGCUGAAGAGACAUUGGAAGAAAUGGAUAGCGAGUUACUCAAGUGUGAAUUCUGUGGAAAAAUGGGAUAUCCUAAUGAAUUUUUAAGGUCCAAACGAUUCUGUACUAUGUCAUGUGCCAAAAGGUACAACGUUAGCUGUUCUAAAAAAUUUGCACUUAGUCGUUGGAAUCGUAAGCCUGAUAAUCAAAGCCUUGGGCAUCGGGGCCGUCGUCCAAGUGGCCCUGAAGGGGCAGCGAGAGAACAUAUCCUUAGGCAGCUUCCAAUUACUUAUCCAUCUGCAGAAGAAGACUUGGCCUCUCAUGAAGAUCCUGUGCCUUCUGCUAUGACGACCCGUCUGCGAAGGCAGAGCGAGCGGGAAAGAGAGCGAGAGCUUCGCGAUGUGAGGAUCAGGAAGAUGCCUGAGAAUAGUGACUUGCUCCCAGUCGCACAGACGGAGCCCUCUAUAUGGACAGUCGACGACGUCUGGGCCUUCAUCCAUUCUUUGCCUGGCUGCCAGGAUGUUGCAGAUGAGUUCAGGGCACAAGAGAUUGAUGGGCAGGCCCUGCUCUUGCUAAAAGAAGACCAUCUCAUGAGUGCAAUGAACAUGAAGCUGGGCCCAGCCCUGAAGAUUUGUGCACGCAUCAACUCUCUGAAGGAGUCUUAACAGGAGCGAGGCUUUGUGCUUCUCAGCCCAUUCCUCUUACUCGGUGAAGGUAAAGCCUCGCUGGGAAUCCUCUCCUGAGACUAUCAGACUCAUGGGGGAAGGCCGAGUGCAUUGGGACCACCACGGCCAGUGCCGACAUUUCUCUUCAGAUGUCCUAACUCAUCAUACAUUUUCAUAAUUAGUGAACAUAGGUGACAUUAAUUUUACCACUUACAUGCUACACUGAAAGACUUGUUACAGAGGCCCAUAUUUUUCAAAGAAACAUGUUAUAAUAGAUAAUUUUUUAAAGGUAAUGUUUAUCAUUAAUAUAAAAAAAUCCUUUUAAAAAUAAUUAUUGAUUUACACUCCCCCUCCUUUAAUUCUCUUUUCGUAUAUGUUUUCCGACCCUGUUAGUUUUCUAAAUGUUGUCAUAGAGAUAUAGGAUAAUUUAGGAGCCCGUUGACAGAAUUGAAUGCAAUGAAAUACCAGUCUGUUUUAAAAAGCAUUAACUUCCAGACAAAUGCUUUGGCUGUGAAAAGGGAAUGUGUUUUAGCAUAAGCAGUAUUUUUGAAGUUCUCAAGAGUCUCUAGUCUAGCCUUUACCCAGGUUGGCAUGACUGACAAUUUUCCUCCUGGUUUCUACAUUAGGAGCAAUAGUUCUCAGUGGAGAACUUGUCCUCCAGGGGACAAUUGGCAAUAUCUAGACACAUUUUGAUUGCCACAGCUUGGGCUUGAGUUUUGGCGAGGGUGGUUAUAGGAACUGAGGUGUGGCAGCCAGUGGAGAUGUUGCUGACUACCCUACAGUACAUAGGAUGCCCCUUUGUCACCAGGACCGAUGUAUUAUGGAUGCCAGUGGUGCCAGUGAGCAGCCUGGCUGAGCAGAGAGCUGUGGGCUGCUCUUUUCCCCUGCAGGGACAUACUUAAAUGAUGGCUGUGACAAGGACGAUGUGCAGUGAGGGGUUAGCCAGUGGCACCAGAGUUCUGCAGAAGCAGGUUUUAGUUUUACUGUAUACUAGAAAGGAAAUCCAUAAACUUGGGCUAUAAAACUAGGCUAAUACACAGAUCAUGUGACUCUGGUGUGGCACUGGUCACCUCUUCCUGACUGUUCUGUGCACUGAUGAAGGUGCUUGAUGCAGUCAUGCCUCGGAGCCUCUUUCAGCAGCCCAGUGGCAGUGGAGGUGGAAUCCCUUCCUUGAAGCAACCCUGCUGAGUCUGGCUAGAAUGCAUAGUUCUUUCUCCCUUACUGUGGAUUCUUCCCACGAAGUAUUUAAAGUGAUUUCUCUUAAUCAAAGGUUUUUAUUCGACAGUUUUCUGUUAGGACACUAAGCCAAAUUUUUCUGUGGGUGCUCUGAAAUCUUUGUAGUGCUGGGCAUCAAAAGAUUUGCUGAUGUUGUUUGCUUUCUCUAUCUUUACUACAUGUUUGAGAACGCUGAACAACAGAAGGGACAUGUGCACAGCCUUGGCACAGACGGAAAGGACAGCAAAAUCUGAGCUCAGUCAUCUCUAUGGCGCUUUUCAGAGAUUGGGUUGAGUUAGUAGAAGACUAAAAGAUGUCACAAAGACAUCACAGAUAAAUUUAUCUUUUGGCUUUGUGUACAUUAGAAAAUGUUGGUUAUUUUUAUACAGAAAUAUAGGGGAUAAUUUUUUUAAUCUUUAGAUGCCUCUUGUUUGAAUGUAUGCUUUGUGAGAUUGUUGGUGUAGUAGUUUUAAGAGCUGUUCACCAGUAGUCCUGUGUAGACUCAGAAUGUGUAAGUAGCUGAGGCUCCUGUUUCAGACUAUAGUAGUAUAGGCUACGUUACAUAUUUCUUUGUAUCGCAUUUGGUUAUUCACAUUUCAAGGAAGGCAGGUACUCUACAGUUACCUGCAUUUAUUAGUACUGAGUCAUCAUGGCAGAGUUGUCAUGGAUGUUCCUUUCUCCUAACAGAGGCUGGCUAUGCAGCACUAGGGACUGCCUGCCAUAAUGAAGGAGGCACAAGGCACAUUUCCUCUGAAAUUAAAACUAUGGUGUAGUUAGUAAUCCGCAGUGAAUAUGGGAUUGUCCAGAACAGACCUCCAGCAAUAGUGCUUCCCCCCUACAAAUUCUUACAUAUAGCCUAAGGUAUUAACCCUGCACUUGUACUAAAACCAGCCCAUCGUGUGCUUAUGAGAAGCCCCUGUGCCUAGCACUGUCCUUAAGCACCCCGAAACAGCUUGCACAAGGGGUUUCUCUUGGAGGAUGCCUUCUUGUCCUUCAUCUUAGAAGUAGUUAGUCCAGAUCUUCUGUUGUCUGCACUUAAAUUUAACUAACAGAUAUACUUUUUUCUUACAAGUGGAUUAUUUUAUUCAGAAGUGGCUCAUUUGGCGUUUGGUGUUCUCCCAUUGCUGCAGGUACUUCUUUCUAGGUAAUUUUUAAUCGUGCUAAUUUGAAAGCUUCAUGACAUGAAGUGGGGACACAUGCUGUUUCUCCCUGUCUCCCGAGGAUUAGGCGGUUCAGUGUGACACAGACAGGAAGAAUGCUAGUUUCAUUUCCUUUCUUGUUACUAAGCACUUAAGAGCUUUCUUAGAGGAAAAAAAAAAAAGACAGGAAGGGAACAUGGUUUCUUCCUAUUUUUGCUUCCUGAGUUUGCCUUGCCUGACUUGAAACCCUUCAACCACUGUGGGACACACUUUUCACGUUAUUUGUUUUAAGUUCUAUGUUCUUAGGAAAAUAAACAGCUGGCUUGUAAAUUUUACUUUAUACUUAGAUGCUUUGCAUACACACAUGUAAGGCACAGUGACACAGCUUUAUCAGCACAGCAGGGAGUGCUGCCUCCGCACCUGACACCUUCCGUGACAGUGACUGAUGGAUGGGCAGAGUCACUACCUGGGAGUAGAGAUGCCAGAACAAGAGGAGAGUGUGUUGGUAAAGCAGCUAGAGUGUGGCAGAGCAGACAGGGCCUCCUCUUCUCAGUUCAUCAGGGCAACCUGACUUCUGUGUUUCAGGAGUCCCGCUGCUUUCCUCUUUGUUUCCUGUGUUGGAAGACUGGUGUGUGAGACCAUGCCUUAGAGUAACUGUUCACAGUCAGUCUUCAUAUAUUAAGUGCGUCUAUUUAUAAACACAAAUCUUGGAUUGAACUCUUUCAGAGGACUCAUUUUCUCACAAGCUUGUUAGGUUGUGUGUCUCAGCACUGGGAAUACUCUUAAAGCAUUUCAGACAUGUUCUCAGCUAGAGAGGCUGCUAAGUGUUGUAGUUUGAAGACUUGGGGAGUGCCAGCAACACUUGCUGCUGACUGGUACUGUUAGCUGGCAUGGGAUGGCCUCACCUCCUUUCCUGCACUGAGUCCCAUCUACCUCCAACCCCACCUCCAAUAAACUACACAGACUUUCUUAGUUUUUUACUUGGGGUUGGGUCGCAUCCUGACUUGGAGAGCUUCAGGCUGUUGUAAUGGGGCGGGCCUUUAUAACUUCACCAGUUGUAUUUCAAUGACAGUCUUAUCCAUCUAUGCAAAUCGUUUCCUAGUUUCUUGUAUACCAUAUGUCUGUGUGACUUAUUCCUUGAAGGUUAU
Mus pahari (shrew mouse) is the source of this 6646-nucleotide messenger RNA. RefSeq names its product polyhomeotic homolog 3 (gene Phc3). Gene Ontology annotation, molecular function: zinc ion binding; protein binding. NCBI's taxonomy places the organism in Eukaryota, Metazoa, Chordata, Mammalia, Rodentia, Muridae. The coding region runs from base 16 to 3144 and encodes 1042 amino acids. The transcript is spliced from 17 exons. Gene Ontology annotation, cellular component: PRC1 complex; nucleus. The record is from RefSeq and is a predicted model, not a curated record.